Rubroshorea leprosula is the source of this 1155-nucleotide messenger RNA. The record is from the annotation of a GenBank genome assembly. NCBI's taxonomy places the organism in Eukaryota, Viridiplantae, Streptophyta, Magnoliopsida, Malvales, Dipterocarpaceae.
AAGAGCAUAUACCAAUUAGGGAAGACAAUGGGGUCUACCUUACCUUUGCAUUGGUUAGCUUGUGCUUUUGUUAAGUGCCCUCAUUUCGACUCUAGUUUGGACAUGUCCUGUAAUAGUCUGCUCAACCCAAAUGCAUCUGUAUCUUCCUCAACAUAGUUCAUUCUGCCUUCUAUUUUCUCUUCAGAUGCAGAGUAGCUGUUUCACUUCAAGUUAGGUUGUCAUUUGGUUGAAUUUUGAUGAGCUAACUUUACUUAUAUCAAGCAUGCGUAGAACUUGAAGGGUAGAAUGUAGAUUUGUAUUGACUACAUGAUUUAGAUCAAGAAAAUUUGAGAGCUACGUAUACUUUUUUCACUUUUGUGGUUGAGAAAAUUUUGAAGUGCGAAGCUAUUACUUAACCCCUUGACUACAUAAUCAAGGAUUAAGAGGUAAUGGACCCACUAGCGAUGCUGUGAUUAACCAUUUGUAAGCUUAGAUAUUGAAGUAGACAAAGCAAAAUGUUGUUGGUUCAUCCUACUUUCUAAUUAUUGGGGCUUAUCCUAAAACUGUCACUAUUAUUACAUAAUAUUGAAAUCCAGUAAGCAACUGAUGAUGAGAUCAUCCCAAUAAAAGCCGGAGGAUGAUGAUGAUGAUGAUGGUGAUGAUAAUGUGACAGAUAAGUAAAUAUAUGCUGUUUUUGUUUUCAAGAUGCAACUUGCUGCCAUUGUUUAUUGUCAUCUACAACUGUCUAUGUACCCACCUUGUACGAUACAUGCAUUGCCUAUAGUUUUGUACAGCAUUAGGUGACAAAAUGUGAGCAACCAUAAUCAACUGGGGUCCCCGGUGCAACUUGACCAGUAAGCAAGGAUGUUUAGAGAUAAUCUCUCUCUCUGAUGGAGAGAUUAUACAUGCACCUUCAUAAAUAAGUUGCGGGCCACUGUCGACUUCUCUAUCAGGUUAGUUACUCAAUUCCAGCUGAGUUGACUUUGUGCUUUCUCAUGGUAACUCUGUAUAAUUGUUCAGUUACUGAAAGAAGACUAAUCUUCUUUUCUAUUUCCUUUUAUUUGUGCAAAGUCGAUUUUUCUUCUGGCUAGAAGUCAAACUUCUUAUUUUUAGAAUGAGAACUUUGAUUGAGAUGGUAAUUUAGUUUUUUCUAUGCUGCAUUAGACGUUACUAGUA